Molecule: messenger RNA, 1265 nt
Organism: Oreochromis niloticus (Nile tilapia)
Lineage: Eukaryota; Metazoa; Chordata; Actinopteri; Cichliformes; Cichlidae
Exons: 4
Coding region: 521-1075 (184 amino acids)
Biological process (GO): B cell differentiation; B cell receptor signaling pathway
Cellular component (GO): external side of plasma membrane; B cell receptor complex
Source: RefSeq, a predicted model, not a curated record
UUUUUGAAGCAGUUGAAAGCUUCAAGGCUCCAUCUGGCCAUCGCUGUUCCUCAUCUCAGCGUCUUUCUUUCUUCCUUUGGGAUUGUUCCAACACGUGUUGAUCAUAAUGAUUGAUAAUGUGGUAUAACGAGUAGUCUUGUUCAGAACGCUGCAGUGCUCGUCUGUGCCGCUGAAUAGCAUUAAAAGUGGCCAGCAGGUGCCGCUGUGGAGCUCGCUGUGUCAGACUGUUUGGAAACCACGACACAAAUCUGUAUGAUACAAAGGCCAACUCACAGUCAGCUUUUAUCAGGCUUUUUUAUCAUAAAUAUAUUUGUACUCAUUCUUUUCUGAUGUUAUACUUAUAUAUAUGUAAAAGUGGAUUUUUGAAUCGCCUUCAUCAGCCGUGAGAAGAGAGAGAUGUGUCAUCUAAACCACAACUUCUCUACAGCUGAGUGCUGUCUGAGGGAGGAACAGAAGCUGUGGGUCUCCACAGAGGAGCUGUGAGAUGAAGCAACGGUAAUGAAAAGCUGUUUCAUCGGGCAUGUUUGUUGUGACCCAGAGUCCAGAUGUUUCUGUCAUGGAGGGAGAGACAGUAAACAUCACCUGCUGCUGGACAGGAACGUUUGAAAGAGUCAGAGUGAACUGGCUGAAAAAUCAAACAGUCAUUAAGAGCGAGAUCAACAUCUUUCAAUCUCACGGGUCUCUGAAAAAGGAGGCGAAGAACUGCUCAUAUUUCAACAUUUCAAACAUCAGAACAGAGGGUUCAGGAACAUACAUCUGUAAAGUGACUGUGGAGAUUCCAUCGUUAACUGAGUCUAAAGGAAGUGGGACCAUCAUCACAGUCAGAGAGAAGACCAAUGACACUGACUACAACAACCACACAGACUCCACUCCUUCAUCAUCGACUGUCAUCUUCAUCCUGAGGAGUCUGCCCUUCAUUCUUCUUGUUCUCAUCUUCUGCUGCUUUAGAAACAAGUGGACCACAUCACAGCGUCACGACACAGCUGCUGGGAGUGAAAGCAUUUCUGCCCACAGAGGAGACCAAGAAGAAGAAGAAGGAAGCAGUGAGAGAGGAAAAGUGGAAACACGGCUGUAGAAACUUUACAAACUUGUUCAGUGUUUUUGGUUUUGUGUUCAAUUUAUAUUUGAUUAUUCCAUAAACAUAAUGAACAACUGUCCCACAUAAUGUCAAACUGAAGCUGAAAUAGUUCCCAACAACAGGUUAUUCACUCACUUAAACACAUCCAGAGUGUAAUUCAAUAAUAAAUAUGAGCUUGUUUGAAUGA